Molecule: messenger RNA, 12479 nt
Organism: Ciona intestinalis (vase tunicate)
Lineage: Eukaryota; Metazoa; Chordata; Ascidiacea; Phlebobranchia; Cionidae
Source: RefSeq, a predicted model, not a curated record
GACCGCGAUUUUUUUUGUUUAUUUGUCCAUUGUUACGUGUUAGUUGUCAUUGUUUAGAAUUCUACAAACCCAAGUUUAAGAAUCUGCUAUUUGUCUUUGGAUUAUUACGUCAUAGAGUGGAUUAUUACGUCAUAGAGUGUUUGGGGAGAAUGAGCAUUGUGUAUUAACAAGAAGGUUAACAAUGAAUUGCAUCCGAUUGGUCGCGAUUAUUGUUGGGUUGGCUGUCUGUGAUGUGAUUGGUCAAAAUCAAGAUGUUUGUGCUGUUGGAUCUGGAUGGUCGUACUCGUCAUCGUAUACGUCAUCAUCGUCAUCGUUUGCUACGUCAUCAUCGUCGUCAUCAUCGUCUACGUCAUCGUCUGUAUGCGUGCAAGCGAAGGUUCCAGAAGAUUGCAUCAAGGUCAAUCCAAACUGCCAAUGGUGUGCACAGGAGGACUUCAGCGGACAGCGUUGCAACAUCCAGCCGAUCCUAGAGGAGCAAGGAUGUUCGGAUCUUCAGAUCAUCGAGUCAUCCGUUGCCAUGGAUGCCGCAAACGAAGCGAAUCGGUUCGAUCAUCAAAGCGCUAGCGCGCGCAUAAGGGUCGGUGGGAACGUGAACAUUAACUUCCGCAUCCGGGAACCGAUGGUUUACCCCGUUGAUUUUUACUACUUGAUGGAUGUCAGUUACAGCAUGUUGGAUGAUUUGAAAUCGGUGCAAACAUUGGCGCAACAACUCGUGGCGACGCUGCAGGAGCUGACACAAGGUGGAACAGGGAGCGUGAAACUUGGGUUCGGCAAGUUUGUGGAUAAAGUUCAAAGCCCGAUGACACAGAUGACUCCUUAUAAAUUACAACAUCCAUACGGGAGUUCAACCGACGCCCCUUUCCUGUUCCGCAACGUCAUCGAUCUGACGUCAGACGUAGAUAAGUUUGAACAAGUGCUGAGUAAGCAAAACGUGUCGGGGAAUCUAGAUCCGCCAGAGGGCGCGCUUGACGCAAUGUUACAGGUGGUGAAAUGCAAGGAGUUGAUUGGCUGGCGUGGUGAUGCGCUUCGAUUACUGAUGGUGGCGACUGAAUCGGCUUUCCACUUCGCUGGGGAUGGUUCGGGAUAUUUGGCUGGUAUAUCAAGGGCUAAUGAUGGGAGGUGUCAUACAGGGGGGGAUGGGAUAUACGUUGGAGCUGAAGAGCAAGAUUACCCAACAGUGAACCAAGUAGUGAGAGCUGUUGAAGAAAACUCCAUUACCCCAAUAUUCGCCAUCGGGAAGACGUAUGCUGAUAUGUACAAGUAUGUAUCAGAAGAUGUGUUCCGUGGUUCAACAUGGGGAAUAUUGAAGAAAGAUUCGAGCAACGUCGUAGAUCUAGUUAGAAGGGCUUAUCUUGAUAUCACGGGUAAGCAAGAGAUUGUGACGUCAAACCCCGAUGAUUCGGUGUUGUGUCCUUGGUAUCACGUGACACGGCCAGGUGGCGCUAUGGAGCAACUUUCGGUUGAUGGAACUUUGGUGGGGGGGUUGGAGUCCGGUAGUAAGGUUUAUUACAACAUGUCAUUGUACGCGAAUCGAGGAGCUUGCGCUGGUGCUACGUCAUGUCCGGUUGGUGACGUCAUAGUAAAGACGCGGCAAUAUGAUGAUAAGUUGACAAUAGCGACAUCUGUGGUGAGCGCUUUCGGAUGCGCGGCUACCGUCAUCGUGAACAGUCCAUCUUGUAGCGGUAACGGCAACUUCUCGUGCGGAAUAUGUCGUUGUCUCCCCGCAUGGGGUGGGAGCAGUUGUAGUAUCCCCGUGGAAGGGAAGAUCGGGUGUCUACCGCUAGAUGGCGGUGCUAAGUGCUCGGGUCGUGGUAAAUGCUUGAACAAUCGUUGUCAAUGCGACCCCGGGUAUCGACAUGGGAAGUCGAAGAUCUUCGGUGAUUUCUGUGAAUGCGAUGAAUGUCCUGUGAGGGCGGGGCUGGUUUGCUCUGGGAAUGGACGAGCGGUAACGGGCACCGGUUGUUCUUGCGAUUGCGUUUGCGACGCUGGUUGGGAAGGAUCCGACUGCGCAUGCGCGUCAAACACAACCACCUGUAUGGGGCUUGGGGGUGAAAUUUGUUCCGGGUUCGGACAAUGCGUUUGUGGGGCGUGUGUUUGUGACGUCACAUCCGGCUACAGUGGACCGACGUGCAGCGAUUGUGUGCAGAAUUGUCCAUCGUGUGCUGCGUUCAAGGAUUGCAUCCAGUGCACGAUGCACCAAUCAGGAGCGUUGGCUGAUUCUUGCGUCACAAGUUGUAAUGAUGAGGUCAUAGAGGUGGGAAAGAACUCAAUGAAAGAAGAGGACAUCGACGAGGCAUCGGGUGAAGUAUUAUGCGCAGCCCUGGACAAAAUCGAUAACUGCAAGUUUUAUUAUUCAUACAAACCCAGCGGGAGUGGGAUGGUGUUCAAAGCCGAGGUGGAGAAACGUUGCAAACCGGAAUAUUCGUUGUUGAUAAUAUUAUGGUGUAUCUUGUUGUUCCUAUUGAUCGGUUUGAUUCUAUUGUGUUGUUGGAGGUGUUGUGUUUACGUCAUCGAUAAGGAGGAAUCGAAGAAUUACAAACUCAGCAAUAUCGCUAUGAUGACGUCACCAGCACUGAUUCCAUUGUUACCGGCUAUGGGGGCAGGGAGUGUGAUCGAAUUCAUCAAGUCUAAGUACAUGGCGCGUAAAAGUGCUCGCAUGGUUGUCAUCCCCGUCAGGCGGUCGUUCUUCAACGGAUCCACAUCCGUCAGGUGGCGCACGUACGCCGGUUCAUCGAUGGACGAUGAUUAUGAGGUUUUGAGUCAAGGAGAAGAAGGGACGCUUGCGAGGAAGGGGCGCGCCGAGAGGGUGGUGGUCCACGGUAAGAACGGAGAUUCAACGAUCGAAGUCGAACCACUUCUUUGUGACGAAAGAGGAGCAGGACAAAACGGGCAACACACCGAAGCCUCAACGAUGAGAUUCGAAUCCGAGACCCUCCCGUUGAUAGAGAAGCUUAACUGGGGCGAUGGGGAGAUCACGUUCAGGGACGACGAAGAGUUUUCUAGCAUAGAAAUCCCAUUAAUGCACGACUUCAGUGGGAGGGAGGUUUUGUUCUGGGUCGAAUUAUUCGGGGAGGAAAAGGGGGUGGCCCUGGGGUUGAGGAGGACAAAGGUUAUUGUUAUCAAGGAUGAAGAAUCCGGCAUCCUCGGUUUCCCGAAGCCGAACUUUGUGUUCAAGGAAAACGAUGGAUUUGCUAUCGUUCCGGUUCAUCGCACAGUGGGCAUGGAUGGUCACGUGGGUGUGACGUGGUACACACGUGACAUCACUGGUAUCAAUGGAAAGCAUUACGUAGGCGGUCGUGGCGUCAUCGAGUUUGGUGACGGAGAGGUUAUCAAACAAGUACAAGUAGCUUUGAUCCCCGACAUCAUUUAUGACGAAACAGAGAAAGCGUUCAAUAUCAUGUUGGAGGAUCCGACAGGUGGCGCUACAGUGGAUUUGGAUCACUGCAUGGUGUCGCUGUUGAGCGAUGAAGAAUGCGCGUUGGUUCAAUUUCCUAAAGAUGCUUAUCCUUUUAUGGAAAACUGUGGAUUGGCGGAAGUUGUGGUAAUGCGAACCAGAAGUACCAAGGGGGUUUCCCAAGUGACGUGGCGAACCGAGGACGAUACCGCUGUAGCCGGGAAGGAUUACGUAGCUUCCGGUGGCAUUGUUACGUUCGCUAACGCGGCGACGGAAGCCCACGUCACAAUCCCUAUUAUCGACAACGACGUUUAUGACGACACAGGACGAGCAUUCCGCGUCAUCUUAUCCGAUCCAAGCGAAGGAACGAAACUUUCAAACAAUGUUGCGACUAUAUCUAUUAUAGAAGAUGACGAGCCAGGAAUGUUCGAGUUCACAAAGACGAGAUUAGUGAUGCGUUCGAAGGAUACGCUUGGUCGGUUAUCCGUCAUAAGGUCGUUGGGGUCGGACGGGAUCAUCGGGGUGAAAUGGGGGGUGAGGGCCGUGGAUGGGGGUCAACUACCACCAGAUGUUGUUGGUAUGGGGGGUUGGUUGGAGUUCCAACACCAAGAGAUCGAUCGUCACCUCCCGGUUGAUCUUACCGCAUCCAGAUCGUGUGAGAUGAUUAAGUUCAUGAUAAUAUUGGAAGAAGUGACCGGAGGCGGAAGGUUGGGGUCGAAGAAGGAAGCAGAAGUUACGAUAUUCGCUGAGGAAGAUUUCGGCACGGUCAGUUUCGUACAAUCCCAGUUUGAAGUUCCCGCGACCACGGGCAUGGCUACGUUACUCGUAUCAAGGAAGGGAGGAAUUAAUAAUUCCGCGUUCGUUAUCUGUGAAACAACCGACCAAUCAGCGAUCAGUGGGAGCCAUUAUAGGGGGGGAACCAUCAGCGUUGUGUUCGACGUUGACGAGACAGUGAAAGAAGUCGGAAUCCCCGUCUACAACGACCCCAACCAUAAAGGUCAAUUAUUCUUUGGGGUCGCGCUGAGGUCAACACCGGGGGGGCCAAAGAUCGGGGACCCGUCGACGGCAGUUGUUGCGAUCACUUGUAUCCCAAUGACCCCGGUCCUCCACGCUGGCUUUUCACCACCGGGGGCGUGCACGGUCGAGUUCCUUAAGUCGAAGUAUUUGUGUCGAAGAAGUAUCAAGGUAAUUAGGAUUUCCAUCCACCGAUCCUCCCCCGACGGAAGUUGCGUCAUCCACUGGGAGGUUCGUGGACCAACCAACGAUGAGAUGCAACCUUCCCGAAGAUCCCGGAGGAUCUCAUCAUCAUCCGAGGAGGACGAUGUGGAUGAUAUUGGAUGGGGGAGAGGCCAAGUGAGGAUGGGGGAAGACCAAUCAUCCGCAACCAUCCACAUCGAUCUCGAGGAUCAUCAUAUCUUCGUGCCGCAGAUCUCCCUCCAGGUGGAGCUAGUGAGCGCUGAGUGGACGAGUCACCAUGACGACAAGUUGCAACUUGGUUUGAAACAAACGGAAGUUGUCAUUGUUAACGAUAUUGACGCUGGCACCCUUGGAUUCUCCAAGUCAACGUUCUCGUUCAAGGAAAGCGAUGGAAUCGUGGUUGUUCCGGUUCAUCGGUUAGGAGGGAUGGACGGUGUUGUGUCCGCUAGGUGGCGCACAGUGGAUGGGUCGGCUAAGGAUGGGGAGGAUUACGCCGGGGGUCACGGGGUCGUGAACUUUGACCAUAAUCAGAUAAUGGGCAACAUUGAGAUCAGCCUCCUUGGAGGAGAUGGAGGCGCGGAGGAACGAAGAUUCGAGAUCGAACUUUAUAAGAUAAGAGGAGGAGCAAGGACUGGAAUGAGGAAGACAACGGUUUAUAUUAUCAGUGAUGAAGAACGUAGCUUCGUCCAGUUCAGUAAGGACGCUUACCCCGUCAUCGGUAACUCAACCACGGUCAAGAUACCGGUGUUAAGAACCGGAAGCUUCCAGGAUAAAGUCCUCGUUAUUUGGAGGACAAUCGAUGGAACGGCAAAGUCAGGAGUUGAUUAUCAACAUUGUCAGGGUUUGGUCGAGUUCGAAGCAGGCGAAACAAAAUCGUCCGUCGAGAUUCCUAUCAUGGGUAAAUCCCCUGAAGCGAGAGAGUUCACGGUGGAAUUGGAAUCCGACCCUAAAGUUGGGUUGCAACGUGGAGCGAGGGGGAGGGUGACUAUCGGGAGGAACGAACGAGCUGUCGUCGCUAUUAUUAGCAAUCGAGAUCCUGGAAAGUUCGAAUUCAGCAAACCUUCGCAUAUAUUCCGUAGUACAGGGGGUUUGGGAAUGGUUCCUGUUAUAAGAUCCGAGGGCACUGAUGGUGAAGUUGCGUUGCCGUGGAAAAUCGAAUCACUCGAUGACCCCUCGCCCUUCGCUGGUGCCGAAGGGUUCCUCACAUUCCACGAAGGUCAGGUGACCUCGAGUAUCGAGAUCGGAUUAGAAGGAGUUCCCUCCGAUGCUUUCGCCAUCGUGCUACUGCCAUCUAGUGAGGGGCCAGUGUUGGGUUCGCAAACGAGGACGAACGUUACGAUAAUUGGAGAGAUAGACGCCCCUAUUAUUGAAAUGGAGAAGAGUAUGAUGUCACUGAAGGGUUGUGAGGUCAUAGAGGUACGUGUGUUACGUCGUGGUGACAUCAGCGAGGCAACUUAUGUUGGUUGGAAAACAACGGAUGGUGGAGCCGUGAACGGGAGGAAUUUCAUUGGGGGAGCUGGAAACCUCGUGUUCGACCCCAACGAGGAAUCGAAGUCGAUUCAAAUCCCUGUGUUAGCGCCACCUAAUGACCAGCCCGCCGAUUUCACGAUUCGACUCACAGAUGUUAGGGGGUGUGGCAAACUUGGCGAUGUUGCCGCGACAACCGUCACCCUCGAGCCCGUGCCAAGGGUUGCCGUGGCAACUUAUCAACAAUCGGCCCCGAUGCAAGAAACCAUCGUCGAGUUCGUACGUAAGCGUCACAUGUUCCGACAAUCCGAUGGUAACUCGUUGAUCCCCGUACGGAGGUCGGAUGCUCAUGGGAUGGUAGCCCUCCAGUGGCAGACUUACCCCAUCGUCGACGAGAUUACGCAAUCUAACAAUCAGGAAGUAGAUUGGGGGUCAGGCAUCCUUACAUUCGAGGACGGCGAAUACGAGGCGAACAUAGAAAUCAUAUUAUGUCGUGAAAUGCCAACGAGAGAAUCCAACUUUAAAGUUGAGUUGCACGACACGCAUGACCGAGUUACACUAGGUGUCCCCAUCACCACUGUCACCGUUAUAAGGGACAAAGACCCGGGGUUAAUCGGGUUCGCAAGCCCCCGUUUCGACUUCAAUAUCAGCGACGAUCAACUAGUGGUUCCGGUCCACCGAACAUCGGGGUCAGACGGGACGGUAGCUGUGCCAUGGUUCACGAGGGAUGGGACGGCAGUCGGAGGAUCUCACUACCUCCCUUGCGAUGGAAACCUCAUCUACAACGACGGUGAAGUUUUGAAACGAAUCGUUGUAAAGAUGCCGCGAAGAGUUGGUUGUUUUAACGAGGAUCAAGUCUCGUUUAAGAUCUGUUUGUCCGAGCCAGCAGGUGGCGCUACACUAAGCGUGCAUGAAGCGCACGUUGUUCUGUUGAAUGAUAUUGUCCCCGCGCAAAUCUCGUUCCCGCAACCUCGUGUCACGUGCGACCAAUCAAGCGGAACAGUGUUGGUUCCAGUUGAGCGCACGAACGAUUCCACGGGGCUUGUCACGUUGUCAUGGCAAUCACGAGGUUGCCCGGGGAAACACAAGUCACGAUACGAGACGUUGACGGGAACGAUCGUGUUCGAGGACGGGGAGGAUCAAAAAGAUAUCGCGAUCAAACUUCCCCCACAAGUCCAAGCAACAGGAAGUGAUGCGUUCAUGUUGGAACUUGAACAACCGACGUCCGGGAGGGCCACAUUAGGGGAAUCACCCAUGUGUACGGUAGUGGUCAACAACGAUAUAAUUCCCGGCAACUUUUCGGUGGAGAAAAAGUUUUACAACUUCAAGCAGAGCAGUUUAAGAGAGAAAAUACGAAUUGUGAGAAGUGGGGGCGUGAAAGGGGGCGUGUCUAUUCCUUGGAGGGUACUUCCCCUCCAAGAAGGGGCUCCCCCAUCUUCGUUACACGACCUUCAUGGUUCAGCGGAUUUCAGCGACGGACAAACCACAUGUGAUGUCACAAUACCUCUCCCCGAGGACACCGACGAGGAUCGGGAAGAAUUCAUCUUCAUCCUCCUUCCACCAGGUGGCAGGGCAGAGCUUGAGGAUCCGUUCAAAGCCGAGAUGUCGCUCUCUAACGACCUCAAGUGUGAGAUCUCGUUUACGAAGCCGGUGUACGAAGUACGGGGCGACGUCGAUACUUUGUUGGUUCCCGUGCUGAGGGACGGACCCAAGGGGAGGCCGGUGGCCGUGGAUUAUUAUACAAAGGAUGGCAGUGCAGUGGAUUGCGUCAAUUAUAUCGGUGGUGAAGGCACGUUAAGCUUCGAUGCAUGUGAGAAUAAGACGGACGUCCUCGUGCCGAUCAUGAACGACGUGCACGGGGGCUGCGUUACCAUGACGAUUCACCUGGGUGAGGUGAUGGGGCCGGCGGAGCUUGGGGCCAACCAGAUGGCUACGAUAAAGAUCAACAAUGUAGCAGGUGCGGGUAGCUUCGAGAUGGCGAGUCGACAACAAUCAGUAAAACAAACCCAACAAACACUGGAAGUUAUCGUUGUGAGGAGGAACGGGAGUAAGGGUUCCGUAACAUUACCGUGGUACGUUGAUCAUGUGACGUCGCGCUCUGAUGGAUACGAUGACCUGCAAGGAACGUUGUCGUUUGCGGACGGUGAAACGGAGAAGAGCAUAGAAAUCCCAUUAACCCCAACCCCACAGGACGACGAGAUUACCAGCGUUGAUGUUACAUUACUCACCCCAACAUCGGGGGGAGGGGUCGCUCUGGGUGAAGUUACCACUACAAGGGUGAACAUCGAGAAUGAUAUCGAUGGUGGGAUUGUCAACUUCGAGAAACCCGAGAUUGAAGCGUUUGGUACGGAUGGUGAUGUCAUAAUACCCGUUGUACGAACGGGGAUGUGCACUCACCCGUGUCAAGUCACAUGGGAAGCAACGGAUGACACAGCAUUGAGGGGAAAACAUUAUCGUGCGAAUAAAGGAACGCUUAACUUCCCCGCUGGAGGGCAACAAGAGGAAAUAACAAUCCCCAUUGUUAACGAUCCAUCGGGUGAUGUGAUGUAUUUCAACGUUGCUAUAACAACCACUAAAGGCGGGGUCAAAGUGGGGUCAAGGGGCGUGGCACGCGUCAUGAUUGAUCAUGUACAAGAAAUGACGAAAGUAAUGCAGAUCCAACAACAAUCGUCGCCACCAGUUCACGGUCGAGUGGGUUUCGCGAACAGUGUUGCCGAAGCGAAACAAAGCGAGAAAAAGAUCGUCCUUAAAGUUGAGAGAAAGGGUGGCAACACUGGCCGCUUGGUGGUGCCAUGGAGCGUGGAAACUGGGGACAAGGAAUCGCCCUACUAUAACCUCCACGGGCAGGAAACCUUCCGAGAUGGUGAGGACGAAAGCCACAUCGAGAUAGAAAUGCCAGAAGUUUCGCAAGAACAGGGAGCGGAAACGUUCAGCGUUAUCCUCGGACAUCCUACUGGGGGUGCCUCGCUCAGUGGUGACACCGAGUGUCAGGUAACCGUAGACAACGACGUCGUACCGGCUGUUGUGGGGUUCGAGAAGGAAUCCAUUGUGAUGAAACAAUCGGAGGAAGUUGUAACAAUACCCAUUGUUAGAAGCGGAAGAAUCGAUGGUAAAGUUCGCGUCCCGUGGAAAACGACGUCCACGACCCCAUCUUCACCCUACGAUGGAUUAUCGGGGCUGGAAACCUUCGAGGGGGGUGAGGGGGUUUCCCACAUCGAGGUUAAGUUACCCCAAUCACCCCGUGACGACCAAGUGGACGAGUUUAACGUCGUGAUCGGUCAACCGAAGAAUCGGGAAACAAUACUUGGUGAUGUCAUAAUGUGUAAAGUGACCGUGGAGAACGAUAUAGCUUCUGGUUUGAUUGAGUUGGAUCAGCGGUCACUGGAGGCGACACAGAGCAACGGGAAAGUUGACCUCAUCGUUCGUAGGAGACACCGUACCACGGGGAGGGUGGUGGUGCCGUGGCGUGUUGUGCCGCAGACCAACGACUCCGUGUACGUUGGUUUGGUUGAUGAAGUAACGAUGGCCGAUGGUUCAGAUGAAGCGGUGAUUGAAGUGAAACUACCGGCGCUGCCUUUGCAAAACGGGGAGGAAAAGAUUCAAGUCGUGCUCGAACCACCAGUGGGCGCUCACGCUAAGCUUGGAGAUAAUGCUGCUUGUGAUGUCAUAGUUACGCAUGAUGUUGGCGAGGGCGUGGUAGAGAUGCGAUCACAUGACACGACAUGCAUGGCUGAAGACGGUGAAGCUGAAGUGACAAUUGUCAGGAAGAUGGGCCACGACUUUGGUGCCGAGGUGGCGUGGCUUGUGGAAGAUGAAGACGCCGUGCGUGGGAAGCAUUACGAGGGGGAGGGAGGUCGUUUAAAGUUCAAACCCGGUGAAUCGGAACGAAGUAUUCGGAUCCCGGUCAACAACGAUCCAACGGGUGACGAUCGUCACUUCCUGGUUCGUCUACAGGAGGUCAAAGGUCGCGACAAACUUGGUGAUGUCAUAAUGACACGCGUCAAAAUAACCAACGAAGCGACGCCCCCCAGUGUUGUGUCGGACUUUGACGCGGACCUCGUCGCUCCCCAUGUGAUCAAAACGUCAUGGUUACCACCACACGAUGGCGCACCAGUUACCGGGUAUAAAGUAACGUACUGGAGUCGACCGGGAACCGUGAAAACAGAACACGUGCCUGCCGAUGUUUACUCCACGCAACUUGAAGGCUUACAACCAUCCACCCCCUACCAAGUUAAUGUACGAGCAUUGAACGGGGUGGGUGAUGGCCCCCCAAGUGAUACGACUAUGGUGGAAACACAACCUGAACUCCGCCUCUCGUAUCACUCGCCAAUGCAAGCGAAGACGAGCCAGAAGGUGGCGCACUUCACCUUAAAACGAAAUAUUAAAGAUUUCUAUGAAGAAUUAACGUGGGUGGUAACCAAGGAAAUGCGAAGGAAAAGUGACGACGACAGUUCGACGUCAUCGUCACAAUCUAGUUCAUCAAGCGAUGACUCCGACUCACCACACGAGGUUGCUAGAGGGUCGGUGACCUUUAACCCCGGGGAGGACACGGUGGUGGUCGAUUACCCGCUCAAGCAGAACAUGCGUCAUGCUUCACAGGUUUAUCGCUUACUCAUGCGUAAACAACCAUGUGACGACGAUCGUGAGCGCCCUCUAGCCAAUGUUGAGCUUAACGUGAUUAACGAUACAGGUUACCCCGGUCGAACGCGGAAACCUUUUGCAUCAUCCGUCUCCCCAUGUGAUUGUUCUGUGUCAUGGGAAAGUCCCGCUGGGGGUGGCCCCGUGGACGGCUACCAGGUGGUUGCAAAAACUAAAGGCGAACCUGACCUCAUGGUCACCGUCGGGCCCGACGAGCGACGCACGAUACUAACGGGGCUUAAACCAUCGACCGAUUAUGACAUCAUAGUUUACCCGUUUAACGAGGUCGGUGAAGCACGACCGUCGCAACCAGCCCAUGUGACCACACAAGAUGAGUUGAAAGUUGAAUUCAGCGAAAAGUUUUACUCGUUCAAAGCGAGCGACAAAGUUGCGGUGAUUCCCCUAAAGCGACACUUCACGCGAGGUUACGCGACUUUGAACUGGAACGCGAGAUGGUGCAAACGACACGAGGAUAACGUGAAUUCAGAUUCCGAGUCCGAUUCCGAGGGCCGGGCACGAGACUUUGCGUCAGGAUCCAUAACUUUCCCCGAUGGAAGCGAGGGGUCCGAGGUUCGAAUCCCACUGCAGCAAGUUCCACCCAAGAAGAAAUCUUUCUUUUGGAUAAAUAUAAGCGAUCCCAACCGUAAGAAGAGGUUGGCACAGAUGAGGUGUUCGUUACUCGACGAUAGGGCGUACGGGGUAAUUGGGUUCGAAACAUCGGCGAUCACGAAGGGUUACGUGGACGACGUGACCGGUGCCGUGGCUGUGGUGCCACUGGUGCGUGGCAACGGCACUGAGGGUCAUGUGACCGCCAGUUGGGUGGCACUAGAGCCACACGGCGUGGUGUCGAGUGAAUCGCGGUCGGGGGUUGUCACGUUUUGUGACGGCGAUAACGCGGCAACCGUCGCGAUAUUGCUCAACCCUGAUUGGCUGGAAAGGUCAUGUGACCCGAUUGUCGUCAAUAUCGAGCUCACUGAAGCGAAUCGUGGCGCGACCAUCGACCCCGACAAACGAACGUGUCACCUGACACUCAUGCCUGCUGAGCGUGGAACCAUCUCAAUAAAGAGUGAUUGUGAUGUCACAAAGUGGCCGAUUGAUGACGGGAUAAUCGAGUUUAAGGUUGAGAGGCAAGAUGGGACGCAUGGUCCGGUUUAUUUGAAGUGGAAGGUGAAUGACAUUGGUGGGGAGGUGGGCGAAUACGUGGUGGAUACAUCGGGUGAAGUGAGGAUGACUCAUGGAGAGGAUGAGGUUGCGUUCGGUAUCAAGAUGAAGGAUUGUGAGCAUGGGCCGCGCCAUAAUGUGGUUUAUGAUGUCAUAAUAUACACCACAACACCUGGUGUAAAGAUCAAGGAAGGUUGUGGGGUCGUAACCAUGACGAUGUUGCCGAACCUAGGGAUUGUGGGGUUUUCACCCAUCGAUGAUGUUGACUGGCCGACAAGUGGGAUUGGAUAUGAAGUUGUACGUGAGGAAUCCACCACUGGAGGGUGCUAUUUACAAUAUGAAAUAUUGGGAGGGGAGGAAUUGUUUGUGGAAAGUGGAGAUAUACGAAUGUCGCACGGGGAGUCAAGGGUUGUGGGUUCGAUACCCGCUAAAGGGGGUGCGUGGCCGGAUAAAGACGUCGACGUUACUUUACAACUUUUCCCAGUAACCCUGGUGUUGGGAUGAAAGCAGGGGGCGACGUUGUGAAGUUUGUGGUGAAGAAACCGAAACCUACGGGUAGCGUGGGGUUUGAGGGGUCACAAGUUGUUGAAGCGAACGCAAACGUGGAUAAAUAUGUUUCGAU